AUGUAAAAUAAGUUUUUAAAUCACAUAACACACUUAUAGACUGAAAAUUCUUAACCAUCAGAAUCUCAUUGGUUAUUGAUAACAGGAAUUAUAGUUGGUAGUUUGGUAGGGAUAAUUGGCUUAGUUUAUGGUUAUUUAAAAUAUAGAUAAUACAGAGUGUAUUAGGAAUAUUCACAAAGGCCUGAAAUUGGAAUUCCAAAAGAGGAAAUUGGAUUUGUUUAGAGAAAUAAAUUCAGAUUUUGGAAAUUAUAUGAGAAUAAGGAUGAACCCAAUACUCUAGUGAAGUAACAGCAAAAAGAAAGUAUUUAAGAAGCUGCGAACUUCAGAUUAUUACGGGUAGUACAUCGAGUUGAAGUUCUUGUGUAAGCCUGGUGAC
This is a messenger RNA of Paramecium primaurelia, 376 nucleotides long. NCBI's taxonomy places the organism in Eukaryota, Ciliophora, Oligohymenophorea, Peniculida, Parameciidae. The record is from the annotation of a GenBank genome assembly.